Coregonus sp. 'balchen' is the source of this 19961-nucleotide messenger RNA. The record is from the annotation of a GenBank genome assembly. Lineage: Eukaryota; Metazoa; Chordata; Actinopteri; Salmoniformes; Salmonidae.
AUGUCUGGACAAAACAGCGACCAGUUGCACCGCUCUACUUUGGGCAUAUAUGCGGUGAGUGAGAUUGGUUUGAACUCUUGGCAAUUGUAGCGUAGCCCUAGAUAUAAACUACAACUUUAGGCCUAAUUUGCAAUGCACAUUUGUUGUUUGUAUCUAUAUACUGUUCAAUUUGGCGCACUAUACUUGUGAGCAGUACUGUAUUCUAUGGAUAAAUACAAUAUGACGUAUGAACAGUAGGUAUCUACCAACACAUACAGCCUAAACUGUCCAAGAUAAACACCACACCUUUCAAUGUCUCACUGUGUGUGUGUGUGUGUGUGUGUGUGUGUGUGUGUGUGUAUCUGUGGGAGUUGUUGUCUAUUUCAUCUCUACAUCAAUCUCUCUCCUAAGCUCUAAACUUUCACUCCACCUCUCUCUCAAUCUCCUCUUGGUUUGCUGGUCAGUGUGGGUUUCUCUGUGGUAUGUGUGUCGUCUCCUGUUCAUCCUCCUCUCCCCUCUCUCUCCCCUCUCUCUGCUCUCUCUCUCCUCAUCCUCUUCUUUCUGUGUGUCUCUCUCUCUCUCUCUGAUCUCAAAACUACGUAAAAGCUAUAAUCUAGGGAAAAACCUCAGCCUCAACUCAAAUAAAACUCUCUUCUCUCUCUCUCUCUCUCGUUUCUCCUCUCCUCUCGCUGCUCUCCUCCGUCCAUUCUCUCUGUGUGUCUGUCUCUCUCGUGUGUGCUCUCUCCUCUCUCUCUUCUCUCUCUCUAUCUCUUUUGUUUUGUGUGGCCUCUGCUCGUCUCUCUCUGUGUGCUCGUCUGUCGCUUCUCUCUCUCUCUCUCUGUGUGUGUGUUCUCUCUCUCUCUCUGUCUCUCCUCUCUCUCUCCUCCCUCUCUCUCCUCUUCUCUUCUCUGUGUCUCUGUGUGUUUCUCUCUCUCUCUCUCUUCUCUGUAUUUCUCUCUCGUGUGUGUGUGGCUCCCUCUCUCUUUCUGUGUGUGGUGUCGUGUGGCUCUCUCUCUCUCUCUCUCUCUCUUCUUGUUGUGUCCUCUCUCGCUUCUCUGGGGUCUCUCUCUCUGUGUGUGUGUCUCUCUCUCUCUCGCUGUGUGUGUCCUCCUCUUUGUGUGUGUCUCUCUCUGUGUCUCUCUCUCGUGUCUCUCCUCUGGUCUCCUCUCUCUCUCUCUCUCUCUCUCUCUUCCUCUCUCCUCUCUCUCUCUUCUCGUCUCUCUCUCUCUCUCCUGUGUGUGUUUGUGUGCGUGUGUGUGUCUCUCUCUCUCUCUGUGUGUGUGUCUGUGUGUGUGUGUCAACAGAGCCUGAUGGAUCAGUUCAACCCAAGUCUACAGAAGCUAGUGUCUUUGGGAAACAGCUACAUGCAGGCUUUCCAAGGUGAGAAAGAAAGGAAGCGAAACGGAUGACGUUUCUGGCAUGCAUUUGAAUACGACGAAGCAUUCCAAUACAAUAAAGUACAUUGUGACAAAAGAGUCAUUCUCAGCAGAGUCAUACAGUAUAUGACUCUGAUUUCUACUAGAGGUCCUUCUUAGAACUAUACAAUGCUUCCACAUCGUUGCUAUUCAAUCCCAUCAAUGAGAGAUCCUUAGUUGUGCCCUUCCUUGCAGCCUAUUCUCCCUUCCUUCCUUCUACACAACAAACCUCCUGGAAAUAAAUGCAAAUUACUUUUCAUUUUGUCAACAGAGGUUUCCCUUGUAAAGUACUGGCAUAUCACCUGGGAAUGUUUAUUACCAUGAACCUAUAGGCCAUCAUAUAACCUACACAUGUUUCUAUUGGUUGAGCUGCUGAAUGUAAAUAUGUCUGUCCAUUUUAUGUUCUGUCUGUCUCCUGUUCCACUCCAAAGCAAUGAGAUAGUAAAUAUGGGACAUGUAUAUGUGGUGAUUAAUCUGUCGAUGCAUAUUAAACAACCUUUCUGCAAUUUGCUGCUUUCAGAUUAAUGUUUUUUACUUGUAUGAGUCUAACUCUUGGAUGUCACCAAAGUGAAUCAUAUCAACUGAAUAUGCAAUUCAAUUGCCUGUUUGUUUCUCUGUGUGUGUGUUUAGCCCUUGCUGUAACCAGUGAUGCUUACUUCAGCACCCUUGCUAAGAUAGGGGAGCAGGCCUUGCACACCAUGUCGUCUCGCUCUAUUGGUGAGAACCUCUUCAUUCACUGUGUGUGUGUGUGUGUGUGUGUGUGUGUGUGUGUGUGUGUGUGCGUACGUUACAUAUGUGCAUGUGUCUGCCGUAUGGUGUGUGUGUCAGGUCAGUUAAAAAGUAUGAGAAAGGUAGAGAUUGCAGGAACAAAGCUAGAGACACACAAUCGACUCAUGUACUGUAUAGGUCCUUUGUGCUGUUUAUGGUUGUGGUUAUUACCCCAAUCAAUGCAGUGUCCUAUCACCAAACCACACAGAGCAAAGUUUACCUGACAGGCAGCACAUUGGUACACUUCCUUUUACCGUCACAAUACCUUUGGAGCUUUCUUAGACGUGGGUGCAUGUGUGUGUGUGUAUGGGGCAGAGGGUGGACACUGGGUUGGGUGGGGUUGAUUAGCAGAUGUGGUGUAUGCGUGUGAUUGUUAUGUUUUUGCCAUAUACAGUAUGAUGUUCCUGUUUGUAUAGAGCAGAGUUAUAGAGGGCAUAGGUGUGCAUAUCUAUGUUAUUUUUACCCCACAGUGGAAUAUUAAUUAAAAUUAACUUUGUCCACAUCAGUGUGACUGCAAUGUAGAUGCAUUGUGAGAUAACAAGACAACCUGAGCGUGAGUCUAACCAUAACAACUGGUCCAGAGGAAUAAUGUAACCGGAGCCCUUGUUAGGGGGGGUUGUCUGUACUAUAGCAGUGGGAUCAGGUGACAGACAGACAGGUAGUCGUCAGAACCAUAUGAAUAAUAGAGUGUAACAGGCUGUGCGUCCUGUUUAGUUCAUUUAACCCAGCCUGAACCUAGCCACUCACAGACACUCUGAGGCUAAAAUGCGUUACAGAUGUAGGAUCUUAACUUGAUCACCCUGUUACAGGAGAACUUUCCUGCAAUGCAGGAAAUGUAAAACUUGUACGUAUUUGAGGUUUAAAAAGGCUUCUGAAGUUUGUAAUUUCCACUUAGAAAUUUCAGACAUGAUUUUACCUUACGAAAAUGUAUCACCCCCUACAGAAAAGUCCAUUAAUUAUACAUAAUAAUUCACAUUUCCUGUUGCUGCAGGAUUCUUUUCCUGCUGUAGAAAACUGGCUCAAAUUAAGAUCCUACAUCUGAAUGUAAGGUUGGCUAUGGAAACCAGCAUAACAAACUGACUCAGUCUAGUUGAGAAUUUACUGAUUGGACUUCUCCCACAUUGUAAAACAUUUCCUGUAAAAUAUACAGUAACUUACUGGCAGCAACGUGGAGUUGAUAAACAUCAACAAAUCAACAAAUAACCUUAUCUAGCUAUUGGCUAGCUAUCUAUCUUGCUAACCUUCAAAUCUACUUUGAAACAAAAGUGUACACCUCACACACGGUUAUGGGCUUAAGAAAAGAAGACACCUGUACUAUGUCAGAUAUAGAGUUGAAAUGUAUUCAAUUUUGAGUUUGCAUCCCAAUAUUACACUUUAUAUACAUCAAGGAAGACUGAAAUAUAACAAAACGGUUUGACAUAGAAACACUGGAUUUUCAGUGUGUCUUUUUUAAUCAUGUUUAUUUAUUAUGAAAUUAUGAAGAAUAUUAAUAAUAUGGAUAACUAUUGAAAGAUAGCUGAUAUGCAUUUUUCUACAUUGUAACGGACACGGUGCAACUUUUGGUAGGUAGGCUGUUGGCAGGCUUCGGCUGCGGUACAAUAAAGCCAAGUCAGCCCGUGCUCAUGGUUCUCACAGAGGAAGUCAAAUGAUAGGUACAAUGACUUUUCUCAUGAUCAUGCACACCGCAAAUGACAUGUAACUAUAAGAUAGGGGAUAAUUCUGGAUAGACACUUGUGGUUUCUAGCUAACGUUACACCAAUCAAAGCAGUGGAGCAUGUAGUGAAGCAAAACUUUAGUCCUCAAAACCAUCUUGGUGCGACAGGGGGGAGCGGGUUUGCAAAAUGUUAUCAUAUCACGCAAUUAUACCAUUUAUAAAAUGGUCAGAUAUAUCUAUAUCUAUAUAUAGCUAUAUAUAUAUAUAUAUAUAUAUAUAUAUAGCUAUAUAUAUAUAUAUAUAUAUAUAUAUAUAUAUAUAUAUAUAUACAGUAUCACACAAAAGUGAGUACUGUAUAUACAUAUACACCCCUCACAUUUUUGUAAAUAUUUGAGUAUAUCUUUUCAUGUGACAACACUGAAGAAAUGACACUUUGCUACAAUGUAAAGUAGUGAGUGUACAGCUUGUAUAAAAGUGUAAAUUUGAGUACACCCCUAAGUGAAAUUGUCCAAAUUGGGCCCAAUUAGCCAUUUUCCCUCCCCGGUGUCAUGUGACUCGUUAGUGUUACAAGGUCUCAGGUGUGAAUGGGGAGCAGGUGUGUUAAAUUGGGUGUCAUCGCUCUCACACUCCCUCAUACUGGUCACUGGAAGUUCAACAUGGCACCUCAUGGCAAAGAACUCUCUGAGGAUCUGAAAAAAAGAAUUGUUGCUCUACAUAAAGAUGGCCUGGGCUAUAAGAAGAUUGCCAAGACCCUGAAACUGAGCUGCAGUAUGGUGGCCAAGACCAUACAGCGGUUUAACAGGACAGGUUCCACUCAGAACAGGCCUCGCCAUGGUCGACCAAAGAAGUUGAGUGCACGUGCUCAGCGUCAUAUCCAGAGGUUGUCUUUGGGAAAUAGACGUAUGAGUGCUGCCAGCGUUGCUGCAGAGGUUGAAGGGGUGGUGGGUCAGCCUGUCAGUGCUCAGACCAUACGCCGCACACUGCAUCAAAUUGGUCUGCAUGGCUGUCGUCCCAGAAGGAAGCCUCUUCUAAAAAUGAUGCACAAGAAAGCCCGCAAACAGUUUGCUGAAGACAAGCAGACUAAGGACAUGGAUUACUGGAAUCAUGUCCAGCGGUGAUGAGACCAAGAUAAACUUAUUUGGUUCAGAUGGUGUCAAGCGUGUGUGCCGGCAACCAGGUGAGGAGUACAAAGACAAGUGUGUCUUGCCUACAGUCAAGUAUGGUGGUGGGAGUGUCAUGGUCUGGGGCUGCAUGAGUGCUGCCGGCACUGGGGAGCUACAGUUAAUUGAGGGAACCAUGAAUGCCAACAUGUACUGUGACAUACCGAAGCAGAGCAUGAUCCCCUCCCUUCGGAGACUGGGCCGCAGGGCAGUAUUCCAACAUGAUAACGACCCCAAACACACCUCCAAGACGACCACUGCCUUGCUAAAGAAGCUGAGGGUAAAGGUGAUGGACUGGCCAAGCAUGUCUCCAGACCUAACCCUAUUGAGCAUCUGUGGGGCAUCCUCAAACGGAAGGUGGAGGAGUGCAAGGUCUCUAACAAACCCCCAGCUCCGUGAUGUCGUCAUGGAGAAGUGGAAGAGGACUCCAGUGGCAACCUGUGAAGCUCUGGUGAACUCCAUGCCCAAGAGGGUUAAGGCAGUGCUGGAAAAUGAUGGUGGCCACACAAAAUAUUGACACUUUGGGCCCAAUUUGGACAUUUUCAAUUUAACACACCUGCUCCCCAUUCACACCUGAGACCUUGUAACACUAACGAGUAACAUGACACCGGGGAGGGAAAAUUGCUAAUUGGGCCCAAUUUGGACAUUUUCACUUAGGGGUGUACUCACUUUUGUUGCCAGCGGUUUAGACAUUAAUGGCUGUGUGUUGUGUUAUUUUGAGGGGACAGCAAAUUUACACUGUUAUACAAGCUGUACACUCACUACUUUACAAUGUAGCAAAGUGUCAUUUCUUCAGUGUUGUCACAUGAAAAGAUAUACUCAAAUGUUUACAAAAAUGUGAGGGGUAUACUCACUUUUGUGAGAUACUGUAUAUAUAUAUAUAUAUAUAUAUAUAUAGUGUAUAUAUAUAUAUAUAUAUAUAUAUAUAUAUAUAUAUAUAUAUAUAAGCUCAGCAAAAAAAGAAACAUCCUCUCACAGUCAACUGUGUUUAUUUUCCGGGCUCUUCGCUGGCAGUAAAUCACGCACAGAACGAGCAGUAUGUCUGGUGGCAUUGUCUUGCUGGAGGGUCAUGUCAGGAUGAGCCUGCAGGAAGGGUACCACAUGACGGAGGAAGAUGUCUUCCCUGUAACGCACAACGUUGAGAUUGCCUGCAAUGACAACAAGCUCAGUCCGAUGAUGCUGUGACACAUCGCCCCAGACCAUGACGGACCGUCCACCUCCAAAUCAAUCCUGCUCCAGAGUACAGGCCUCGGUGUAACGCUCAUUCCUUCGACGAUAAACGCGAAUCCGGCCAUCAUCCCUGGUGAGACAAAACCACAACUCGUCAGUGAAGAGCACUUUUUGCCAGUCCUGCCUGGUCCAGCAAUGGUGGGUUUGUGCCCAUAGGCGACAUUGUUGCCGGUGAUGUCUGGUGAGGACCUGCCUUACAACAGGCCUAUAAGCCCUCAGUCCAGCCUCUCUCAGCCUAUUGCGGACAGUCUGAGCACUGAUUGUGCAUUCCUGGUGUAACUCGGGCAGUUGUUGUUGCCAUCCUGUACCUUCCCACAGGUGUGAUGUUCAGAUGUACUGAUUAUGUGCAGGUGUUGUUACACGUGGUCUGCCACUACGAGGACGAUCAGCUGUCCGUCCUGUCUCCCUGUAGCGCUGUCUUAGGUGUCUCGGACAUUGCAAUUUAUUGCCUUGGUCACAUCUGCAGUCCUCAUGCCUCCUUGCAGCAUGCCUAAAGCACGUUCACGCAGAUGAGUAGGGACCCUGGGCAUCUUUCUUUUGGUGUUUUUCAGAGUCAGUAGAAAGGCCUCUUUAGUGUCCUAAGUUUUCAUAACUGUGACCUUAAUUGCCUACCGUCUGUAAGCUGUUAGUGUCUUAACGACCGUUCCACAGGUGCAUGUUCAUGAAUUGUUUAUGGUUCAUUGAACAAGCAUGGGAAACAGUGUUUAAACCCUUUACAAUGAAGAUCUGUGACGUUAUUUGGAUUUUUUCGAAUUAUCUUUGAAAGACAGGGUCCUGAAAAAGGGACGUUUCUCUUUUUGCUGAGUUUAUAUAUAUAUAUAUAUACAGUGGGGAACAAAAAAUAUUUAGUCAGCCACCAAUUGUGCAAGUUCUCCCACUUAAAAAGAUGAGAGAGGCCUGUAAUUUUCAUCAUAGGUACACGUCAACUAUGACAGACAAAUUGAGAAAAAAAAUCCAGAAAAUCACAUUGUAGGAUUUUUUAUGAAUUUAUUUGCAAAUUAUGGUGGAAAAUAAGUAUUUGGUCACCUACAAACAAGCAAGAUUUCUGGCUCUCACAGACCUGUAACUUCUUCUUUAAGAGGCUCCUCUGUCCUCCACUCGUUACCUGUAUUAAUGGCACCUGUUUGAACUUGUUAUCAGUAUAAAAGACACCUGUCCACAACCUCAAACAGUCACACUCCAAACUCCACUAUGGCCAAGACCAAAGAGCUGUCAAAGGAAACCAGAAACAAAAUUGUAGACCUGCACCAGGCUGGGAAGACUGAAUCUGCAAUAGGUAAGCAGCUUGGUUUGAAGAAAUCAACUGUGGGAGCAAUUAUUAGGAAAUGGAAGACAUACAAGACCACUGAUAAUCUCCCUCGAUCUGGGGCUCCACGCAAGAUCUCACCCCGUGGGGUCAAAAUGAUCACAAGAACGGUGAGCAAAAAUCCCAGAACCACCUAGUGAAUGACCUGCAGAGAGCUGGGACCAAAGUAACAAAGCCUACCAUCAGUAACACACUACGCCGCCAGGGACUCAAAUCCUGCAGUGCCAGACGUGUCCCUCUGCUUAAGCCAGUCCAGGCCCGUCUGAAGUUUGCUAGAGUGCAUUUGGAUGAUCCAGAAGAGGAUUGGGAGAAUGUCAUAUGGUCAGAUGAAACCAAAAUAGAACUUUUUGGUAAAAACUCAACUCGUCGUGUUUGGAGGACAAAGAAUGCUGAGUUGCAUCCAAAGAACACCAUACCUACUGUGAAGCAUGGGGGUGUAAACAUCAUGCUUUGGGGCUGUUUUUCUGCAAAGGGACCAGGACGACUGAUCCGUGUAAAGGAAAGAAUGAAUGGGGCCAUGUAUCGUGAGAUUUUGAGUGAAAACCUCCUUCCAUCAGCAAGGGCAUUGAAGAUGAAACGUGGCUGGGUCUUUCAGCAUGACAAUGAUCCCAAACACACCGCCCGGGCAACGAAGGAGUGGCUUCGUAAGAAGCAUUUCAAGGUCCUGGAGUGGCCUAGCCAGUCUCCAGAUCUCAACCCCAUAGAAAAUCUUUGGAGGGAGUUGAAAGUCUGUGUUGCCCAGCAACAGCCCCAAAACAUCACUGCUCUAGAGGAGAUCUGCAUGGAGGAAUGGGCCAAAAUACCAGCAACAGUGUGUGAAAACCUUGUGAAGACUUACAGAAAACGUUUGACCUGUGUCAUUGCCAACAAAGGGUAUAUAACAAAGUAUUGAGAAACUUUUGUUAUUGACCAAAUACUUAUUUUCCACCAUAAUUUGCAAAUAAAUUCAUUAAAAAUCCUACAAUGUGAUUUUCUGGAUUUUUUUUCUCAUUUAGUCUGUCAUAGUUGACGUGUACCUAUGAUGAAAAUUACAGGCCUCUCUCAUCUUUUUAAGUGGGAGAACUUGCACAAUUUGUGGCUGACUAAAUACUUUUUUCCCCCACUGUAUAUAUGUAUACAGUGCCUUCAGAAAGCAUUCAUACCCCUUGACUUAUUCCACAUUUUGUUGUGUUACAGCCUGAAUUCAAAAUUGAUUAAAUGUAUGUUUUUUCUCACCCAUCUACACACAGUACCCCAUAAUGACAAAGUGAAAACAUGUUUUUAUAUAUUUUGCAAAUGUAUUGAAAAUAAAAUACAGAAAUAUCUAAUUUACAUAAGUAUUCAUGCCCCUGUGUCAAUAUUGUGUAGAACCACCAUAGUAGAAGACUGUGAGUCUUUUGGGGGUAAGUCUCUUAAGAGCUUUGCACACCUGGAUUGUACAAUAUUUGCCCGUUAUUCUUUUUAACAUUCUUCAAGCUGUCAAGUUAAUUGUUGAUCAUUGCUAGACAGCCAUUUUCAAGUCUUGCCAUAGAUUUUCAAGCGGAUUUAAGUAAGAACUGAAACUAGGCCACUCAGGAACAUUCAAUGUCGCCUUGUUAAGCGACUCCAGUGUAGAUUUGGCCUUGUGUUUCAGGUUAUUGUCCUGCUGAAAGGUGAAUUCGUCUCCCAGUGUCUGGUGGAAAGCACACUGAACCAGGUUUUCCUCUAAGAUUUUGCCUGUGCUUAGCUCUAUUCCAUUUAUUUUUAUCCUAAAAAAAAUCCAUAGUCCUUGGCAAUGACAAACAUACCCAUAACAUGAUGCAGCCACCACCAUACUUGAAAAUAUGAAGAGUGGUACUCAGGGAUGUGUUGUGUUGGAUUUGCCCAUAACAUAACGCUUUGUUUUCUGGACAAAUAGUUCAUUUCUUUGCCACAUUUCUUGCAGUAUUGCUUAAGUGCCUUGUUGCAAACAGGAUGCAUGUUUUGUAAUAUUGGUAUUCUGUACAGGCUUUCUUCUUUUCACUCUGUCAUUUAGGUUAGUAUUGUGGAGUAACUACAAUGUUGUUAAACUCUGUAACUGUUUUCAAAUCACCAUUGGCAUCAUUGUGAAAUCCCUGAGCAGAUUCCUUCCUCUCCGGCAAAUGAUUUAGGAAGGACGCUUGUUUCUUUGUAGUGACUGGGUGUAUUGAUACAACAUCCAAAGCCUAAUUAAUAUGCUCAAAGGGAUAUUCAGCGUCUGGUUUUUUAUUUUUACAUAUAUACCAAUCGGUGCCCUUCUUUGUGAGGCAUUGAAACCCCCCCCCUGGUCUUUGUAGUUGAAUCUGUGCUUGAAAUUCACUACUGGAAUUGAGGGGCUUACAGAUAAUUGUAUGAGAGGGGUACAGAGAUGGAGUAGUCAUUCAAAAAUAAUGUUAACUACUAUUAUUUAACAAAGAAUGAGUCCAUGCAACUUAUUGUGCGAUUUGUUAAGCACAUUUUUACUCGUGAAUUUAUUUAGGCUUCUCAUAACAAAGGGGUUGAAUACUUAUUGACUCAAGACAUUUCAGCUUUACAUUUUUGUAUUAAUUUCUAAAAUGUUCUACAAACAAAAUCCCACUUUGAUAUUAUGGGGUGUAGAUCAGUGACACAAAAUCUCAAUUUAAUCCAUUUUAAAUUCAGGCUGUAACACAAUGUGGAAAAAGUAAAGGGGUGUUAAUACUUUCUGAAGGCACUGUAUACAGUAUAUGGGUCUUUCUAUAAAUAAUGGCCCAAUGUGUGACAUUGGGAUAAACAUUUCAAAAUGGUUUGAAACAAACAAACAGAAAUGAUGCAGUUUGACAUGUGUACUUAGAGGACUAAAAGUGAAUACAGUGCCUUCGGAAAGUGUUCAGACCCCUUGACGUUUUCCACAUUUUGUUACGUUACAGACUUAUUCUAAAAUGGAUUAAAUAAAUAAAAAUCCUCAGCAAUCUACACACAAUACCCAAUAAUGACAAAGCAAAAAAAGGUUAUCAGAAAUGUUUGCAAAUAAAUACAAAAUAAAAAACAGAAAUACCAUAUUUACUUAAGUAUUCAGAGCCUUUGCUAUGAGACUCGAAAUUGAGCUCAGGUGCAUCCUGUUUUCAUUGAUCAUCCUUGAGAUGUUUCUACAACUUGAUUGGAAUCCACCUGUGGUAAAUUAAAUUUAAUUGGACAUGAUUUGGAAAGGCACACACCUGUCUAUAUAAGGUCCAACAGUUGACAGUGCAUGUCAGAGCAAAAACCAAGCUAUGAGGUUGAAGGAAUUGUUCGUAGACCUCCGAGACAGGAUUGUGUCGAGGCACAGAUUGGGGGAAGUGUACCAAAACAUUUCUGCAGCAUCGAAGGUCUCCAAGAACACAGUGCCCUCCAUCAUUCUUAAAUGGAAGAAGUUUGGAACCACCAAUACUCUUCCUAGAGCUGGCCGCUCGGCCAAACUGAGCAAUCGGGGGAGAAGGGCCUUGGUCAGGGAGGUGACCAAGAACCCGAUGGUCACUCUGACAGAGCUCUAGAGUUCCUCUGUGGAGAGGGGAGAACCUUCCAGAAGGACAACCAUCUCUGUUGCACUCCACCAAUCAGGCCUUUAUGGUAGAGUGGCCAGACGGAUGCCACUACUCUGUAAAAGGCACAUGACAGCCCACCUGGAGUUUGCCAAAAGGCACCUAAAGACUCUUAGACCAUGAGAAACAAGAUUCUCUGGUCUGAUGAAACCAAGAUUCAACUCUUUGGCCUGAAUGCCAAGCGUCACGUCCAGAGGAAAACUGGCACCAUCCCUACGGUGAAGCAUGGUGGUGGCAGCAUCAUGCUGUGGGGGUGUUUUUCAGCGGCAGGGACUGGGAGACUAGUCAGGAUCGAGAGAAAGAUGAACGGAGCAAAGUACAGAGAGAUUUUAGAAUGUAAUAAUAAUGUGAAUAUCAAGGCCUACAUUUUUUUUCUUAAUGUGGUACUUUUUCUUUUAAAUGUUUUUGGAUUCUAUAUUAGACCCUAUAUUUACAAUUAUAUAAAUUAUACAAUUGUAUAACAUUUCCUUAGCUAUUAUACUCUAAUUCCACUGAUUUCAAAACUCGGUCCUCCAGAAUUUGGAGAGCAACACUUAUGCGUUUCUACUAUGCAAUAUAUUUUCCUUAAAGCCGCGUUAGACAGGAUUACCUACCCAUACUGACCAGCUCAAAUAGACAGAAGCGUGCUACAUGGCAGACCAAUCCGAACUCAUCUCUCGGCAUAUCCAGCUCACUCAUUAUCUCAGCCAAUCAUGGCUAGCGGGAAGGUUGCUGUCUUUUUCUGUGGCUAAACCAACUAGGCUCGUAAUUUAACAAUUGUAUUCGUAUUUACAGAUGGCAUGCAAGUGUGUUAUUAAGGUAAAUAAAAGUUCACAUGUUUCAGAAGGCAUUUCUGCUAAAAAACGAAUUUCGAUAAAAAAAAAAAGUUUACAUUCAAAUGUCUCUCCUGUGAAGUAGUGACGCGCGACAUACGCCUAGUUUCCUGAAACGAGUCACAUAUACUGAACAAAAAUAUAAACUCAACAUGUAAAGUGUUGGUCCCAUGUUUCAUGAGCUGAAAUAAAAAAUCCCAGAGGAGUAUUUCUGUCUGUAAUGAAGCCCUUUUGUGGGGAAAAACUCAUUCUGAUUGGCUGGGCCUUGCUCCCCAGUGGGUGGGCCUAUGCCCUUCCAGGCUCACCCAUGGCUGCGCCCCUGCCCAGUCGUGAAAUCCAUAGAUUAGGGCAUAAGGAAUUUAUUUCAAUUGGAUGAUUUCCUUCUAUGAACUGUAACUCAGUAAAAUCUUUGAAAUUGUUGCAUGUUGCAUUUAUAUUUUUGUUCAGUAUAUAUACAGUUCCAGUCAAAAGUUUGGACACACCUACUCAUUCAAGGGUUUUUCUUUACUUUUACAAUUUUCUACAUUGUAGAAUAAUAGGGAAGACAUCAAAACUAUGAAAUAACACAUAUGGAAUCAUGUAGUAACCAAAAAAGUGUUAAGGUUAGGGUUUUGGGUAGGGACGUCCCAAGGAUCCCGGAUAUCUCUGAUCAGGCUAUUUGGCUCAUCUCAGUCAAGAUUAGGAAAUACUUUGCAGCUGUUUCUGAUUAAUAAACAAUGCUAUGCUGGUGUGGUGGUAACAUUCCAAUAAAUCCCAGCCCUGAAAUGAAACAUAGGUUUAAAAUAAUUUGUAUGUCAUACUGUGUCAUAGGAAAAGAUACGGCAUUCACACAUAUUUGCGCAAAGUGGUAAGUUUGGAUUUGUCACUUCAAGCCAAAAUAUAUUAUACUACAACUUAUUGGCUUAAGUUGAUGUGCAACAUAUUGGGUAAGAUCUGGCCAUUGUCUUUCAGUUUGAAAAAGUGGAUUUUUAGUGGUCUGGGCAUUUAAGGAUACACAGGUCUUCAAAAUAAUUGUAAUUACAAUCUCUGACCAUAUCUGAAUAGUGCCAAUACUGAGAUAUUGACACUAACUUGAUGCCAGCUUCCUGUAAAUUAUUCUAAUGUCAAAGCAAUGAAACACAGUACAGUACUUUAAACUGUAAGAAAGUUAUUUUUACAGUAUUUUAUUUUACAAAAGAAACACAGUUGUUGAAUUUGUUCAUAUUCAGUCCUUUGGUCUUCACCAAGUAAAUUAAUAGGACAAUGUUAUCAUUAUAACAAAGAAAAUACAUUACAUAUCUCAUAAGGCCUUAUUUUGAGGCCUAUCUUUACCCUAAUACAGUGGCCUGAAACUCAUGGUUUACAGGCCACAUCAGGCCUGCAAAUAGGGUUGCAAAGUUCCAGUAGCCUUCCCAAAAUUCCCAGAUUUUCAAAAAUCCUAGCUAAAGGAUUUCCAGGAAUCUUCCAACAGGGAUUUCUGGAAAACCAGGGAAAUGUACCCGAAUUUUGCAACCCUACUUGCAAGUCACUUUAUGCUGGUUUGCAAAGUGAUGUUUGAUUCAUAUUGGAAUCCAGCCAGAGUUAGGAUAUCUAACAGUUGAAAAAUGUAUGUUAUUUAUCUUUGUGUAGCAUAAGAUCAAUUGACCAAUCACUCAAUGUACAUGCAAAAACACAUCUUAAAAACAAUUCCCCAAAAUGUACUUGCAGUAGAGCAUGCUGGGGAAAAGUUUAUUUGUUAUCAUAACUUUAAAAAAAUAGAGUUGAUGUGACUUCUCAUUUAGUUUUGAGUCAGUACCACAUAAACAUUUGAAGUAAUAAUGGGAGCAUGUGUGUGUUCUGACAUUGUGUGUCUCUCUUUUUGGGAUGUGUGCGCUCGCGCGCAUGCACGCACGUGCAUGUGUGUGUGUGUUGAGGGUGUGUGUGUGUGUUUCUUAAUGUCUGCCUAUGAUAAUAAUUUCUCAUUGUGGCUCACAGGAGAUGUCCUGAUUCAGAUUUCAGAGAACCAGAGGCGACUCACCACUGAACUGGAAGGAAUAGUAGGUUACUUUACCCUCCUCAUCAAACAGCAGAACAGUUGCACUGCACUAGUCCUUUUACUGUAUUAGAAUUCAAAACGAAGAAUUAAGAGUGUAUUGUACCUGGGUUGUAGUUAUACACCUCUCAAAACAACAACUUAUUAAGAUAUUGUACUGUAUAUUUUACUAGAUGGUGUGACAACACAGUUGAUUCUAUAAUCUAUCAGUUUGAGAUGUGAUUGUUUGGUUUACCAAUGGUGUUUCAACUACUGCGAUCAUAAUAACCAUUCUCUGUGUUGCUCUAGUUCCGCUGGUUCCACACUGAGGUGCUGCAGGAGAUGGACAACAAUGUCAAACUGGAUAAGGACUACAUAGCAGUGAGUAGCCACUCUCCUUCACAUACCCCUUUCACAUACUGUACCCCCUUGUGUUGACAGUACAGAAGUAGUGUAGUGAAGAGCAUGGACUGGCGCACAGACAAAACCAGAAGGGAGAAGAGAAGUAGUGGGCAGAAAGUUUGAUGCUUUGUGUGAGGAUCAAACAGUGUUAUUUACUCCUGGACUAUUCGUGUUUAAUACUGGUCCUUAAUGAUAUUUUUACGCGCUCAGUGUAAAUCUGGCAUUGGUGUAAUGUGUCCUCCAGGUCAGCAGGAGGCGAUAUGAGAUGGAGAUACGGAGCCAGGCCACAUCUUUGGAGAGGCAGCUGAGGAGAGGGCCUCACCAGGUCAGUCCUCUGUGUGUGUGUCAGAUAAAGAGUCAAAUAAAUAAAAAAGAAAGAUUAAGAGUGCCCCUUUACAUUUCUGUAAAGUAUGAUGGUUUUGUUAGUUAUAUAUUUACACAGUGUGUGUGUGUGUGUGUGUGUGUGUGUGUGUGUGUGUGUGUGUGGUGUGUGUGUGUGUGUGUGUGUGUGUGUGUGUGUGUGUGUGUGUGUGUGUGUGUGUGUGUGUGUGUGUCAGAGAAAGAGUAUGAGUAAAACAAAAAAAAGUUAUAUAUUUACACAUUGCUUUUGUGUGUGCGCCCACAGGAUGAGUACAUUCACUUCCUGAGGGAGAGUCAGCGCGAGGCUCUGAUGGAGGAAGAGAGGAGAUACCGUUUCCUGGCUGAGAAACACUGUGGUCUCACUCAGUCCCUCAUUUAUCUCAUGAACAAGGUAGUGUAGCUUAGUUCAUUGUACUACAGUCUCAUUUAGUCAUAGUACAGACACACACAAUAAUAUAUGCCAUUUAGCAGACGCUUUUAUCCAAACCGACUUACAGUCAGGCAUGCAUACAUUUUACGUACGGAUGAUCCCGGCAAUCAAACCCACUAUCCUGGCAUUGCAACUGCCAUGCUCUACCAACUGAGCUACAGAGGAACACCCUCUCCAAUACUGUCAUAAACCACAUUCAUCAUAGAAGAACCUGGCUGGUUUCCAAUAUGACAACCUGCUCCUGGCCUUUCCAUGUUAUCUCCAGUUUGUGGAUUUGAAGGGAAUUAAUAAGUAGACGCUCCUCCUAGUUUGUUGCUUUCAGUUUUUAUUUGGAAAGAGAGUCACCCAAAUAAGAGAGAAGAAAGUGAGUAGAUUAAAGCCAAUGAAUGAACAAGGUGAAUGAAAGGAAUGUAAUGUGUGUGUGUGUGUGUGUUUUCGAUGGGCCAGACAGGGGCAGGGGGAGGCCUUCAGCAGAUAGCUGAUGGAUGGAGGGACCAGGUCAACGCCACCAGAGGACCUGGAUCCCGGAAUCCCUCUCGCCUGGGCCAGGACAACACGUACAGAAUGAGGGAGGAGGACAGGGGGAGCCAAUGGUCAGGCAAAGAGGAGCAGCCUCUGGGAAGAGUGCCCUCCAGAGGUGGGGGCAUGAUACUGGAUAUCUACACUACAGUAUACCAUACCUAUAGAGUUAGAUAGAUGACCCAUCUUCGUGCGCAGUUGACUACUUUGGUGGAAGCCAUCAAUAGCAAUGUCCAUGCUAAAACAGGUUAUAUCCAUCUGGAGUCCUAUGUCUAGCUCUAUGACCAUACCAUAAAUAAAUACUAGACCAUGCACAUACCAUACCCAUGGUGUUCAGAUGUCUUUCCUCUCUUAUGACCUGCCCUCCUGGCCGUCUGAUGUUCACACAUCCUCUCCUUCUCUUUCAUCCCUCCCCUCUCACCCUUCACCCCCCCAUCCCCCGUCCCCCUCCAUCUCCCCUCCAGCCCCCUCACCCCAGAACAUCCGUUCCCGGUCCAGUUCAUUUGGGGAGUCCCUAGGUCUGGGUGGAGGUGGAGGAGGGAGACUUAUGAGAGCUCUGGUGUCCCACCCCGCUAACUCCAACAGCCCCACCCUGCUGCCCUUCUCCCGGGGGGAGGUGGUGAGCGUGCUGGUGCAGGAGCCCCGUAACGGCUGGUUCUACGGCCGGGCUGAGAACAGCUCACGGUGAGAGAGAGAGAGAGAGAGAGAAGAGAGAGCGAGAGAGAGAAGAGGAGAGAGAGAGAGAGAGAGAGAGAGGAGAGUAGAGAUGAGAUGGAGGGCGCGACUUACGAUUUUUUUGAUCAUCUUUCCCCCCGGGGGAAAAAGGGUUAAGUUCUUUUUUUAAAAAAAGGGGGAGGAAGAGGGGGUAAGAAAAGGUUUCCCUCACAGAAACCUUGUAAAAAAAGAAAACUUCAAAACCCUUCGAGAUUCCCUCCCCUAAUAUUAAUUGGUCUUUGGGGAAAAAUGUACAGAAAUUUAAAAAAAAAACCAUUUUAAUAUUAUAUUUUUUCCCUUCCUUGCUUUGACAUGUGUGAAUCAAAGCUGCCAUAGCUCUCUAUCCUUAAAUAAAAUUGUUCCUUUUUUCUCUCCCCCGUUCCCCCCCCAACCCCGGGCGGGUUUUCCCCGCUGCCUUUUUUGGGGUCACUGGAGGAGGCCCCUAGAUAAACCGGGUUUCCAGGAAAUCCACUCCCUCCACUGUUUUUAAAAAGGGGACACUUCUCCCCAAAACCGGGGAAAAUUAAAUUAGCAUUUAAAACAUUGCUAGUGAGCUAUGUCUAUCGUGUUUUAUAUUCUAAAAAUAGCUAAUGAGUUGCUAAUGCUAAUGCUGUUUUGACUUUUGGUGACCUUUGACCCUUCACUAGCUCCACUCUUAGGAGUUUCCACAGUAUGGACAACCUGCUGGACCAAUCAGGAGGCAGCAACCACGGCAGACACCCGCCCCCGCCCCCGCCCCCACCCAAUAGACAGACAGAGAUGCGUCCAAUCACACCCAGCAUGGAGAGAAGGGCGGAGUCUCACUCUGACAACAAGGUAGCGCUGCCUGGGUGAAUGAUCACUGAGGAUCGAUGUUGGCCAUGAAGGUCUUAAAGUCUAGUGUUUACAGUGUUUACUCUAUGAUGAGCCUGCUGUACUACACUAACUUGGUGUUUCUAAAAAAUCAAUGUUGGUUUGUUAUUGUUAACAUGAUACUCUGAGGAAAGUUUCUGAGUGAAAGUCAUUCCUAUUCAGGUUUUUGGUGAGGCAUAUCAAGUAAUGAAAAGCUAGUUAUAGUAAAAGCUCGUUAGAAUGGAGUUAAAGCUGAAAAGGUUUAAUGAAAGCUUCAAAUAGAGAAGUUAGUAUUAAAAAUCUGCUGCAUGUUUGUCCUCCGGCCAGCAGGGGCACUGUGGCAAUGUGCUGUUCUCUAUGACGCCACAGCCCUCCUUCUGGUGGAUGCAGGGGGGAAGCUCCAGCUGCUGACAGUGUAGGGGGGUGAGGAGUGUGUGAGUGUGUGUGUAUUUGUGUGUGUGUUUGCAUGGUGUUGGAUCUUUGCAUGGUGUGGAUUGCACACCCAUAGAUGCUCUGCCCCCCUCACUGGGUUUCAGCUCUAUAUGUAAAAAAUGUUUGCAUGGGUUGGAAUAGACACCUUUAAAGUUGUGUUCAUUCCUUCCCCUCCAGAGAGGAGAGCGCCAUGGUGGACCUAUGCCAAACCUCUUCCCAAAGUAAGGAACAACAAUUGCAGUUCUCAUCAGUCCUAUCUGUGUUUAUUCAUUACUAAAUAGUGAUAUCUAGGGAGAUCGUUCAAGAUGGACGUCUAAAUUAGAUGUUUAUCCAUGUCCCGAGGACAUCGGGAAAUGCCUUCAAAACCGGCCACUAGGGGCAACAGUGAACACUAUUACCAUCAAGUAGGCUUGGGUUUUGCUAGGGCGUUGUGGACGGGUAUGGUGGCUGGGUGUAAUCCCAUGAUUCUGGAUCAGAAGGUUGUGUGUUCGAUCCCAGUUGUCGUCACUGUUUAAAAACACAUAUAUAACUUAUCACAAACCUUAACCCUUAUCUUAACCUCUACGGGAUCGGUGUCCCGUAUACGGGACGGUUGAGCUAACGUACGCUAAUGUGAUUAGCAUGACUGUUGUAAGUAACAGCAAACUUUCCAGGACAUGGACAUGUCUUAUAUGGGCAGAAAGGUUAAAUUCUUGUAAAUCUAACUGCACUGCCCAAUUUACAGUAGCUAUUACAGUGAAAAAAGACCAUGCUAAUGUUUGAGGAGAGUGCACAACAAUAAAAAACUUAUCACGGCAACUGGUUUGAUACAUUCACCUCUGAAGGUAAAUAAUGUGCUUACAUUCAAUAAUCUUGCUCUGAUUUGUCAUCCUAAGGGUCCCAGAGAUAAAAUGUAGCAUAGUUUUGUUUGAUAAAAUCUAUUUUUAUAUUAAAAUGUAGGAACUGGGUUCUACAGUUUGAACCCCUGCUGUCUCUGGCUCCACACACACCCCGCCUGGCCAUCUAGAUGUAUGAAAGUUAGUGUAUAAGCUAAUGAUCCAUCAUGUAUGACAUUCCUGGGAGUGUGUAAACUUACAUUUUGUAUUACCAUAUCAUUUUUGUAUGUUCUCUAUAGUUAUGUACUUGAAAAUGUAUCAAUUGACCAAUUCGGCACAUUUGGGCAGACUUGCAAUAGUCCAGUAUUGCAACGCUUCACUGGAUCAAUCUGAAACUUUGCACACACACAGCUGCCAUCUAUUGGCCAAAAUCUAAAUUGCACCUAAACUGCAAUAUUAUAUUGUGGCCUUUCUCUUGCAUUUCAAAGAUGAUAAAAAAAGCAUGUUUUUUUGUUUGUAUUAUUUUUUACCAGAUCUAAUGUGUUAUAUUCUCCUACAUUAAUUUCACAUUUCCACAAACUUCAAAGUGUUUCCAUUCAAAUGGUAUCAAGAAUAUGCAUAUCCUUGAUUCAGGUCCUGAGCUACAGGUAGUUAAGAGUUGACAUUUUAGGCGAAAAUUGAAAAAAAGGAUCCUUAAGAGGUUUUAAAGCGGCAAUCAGCAGUAGAAAUAAUAACAAAGCAGCCUCCCUGCCUGGUUCGGUAAAAAGUUGAGGGAUGGGGCUGGAGAAAUGUAAUCACUCUCGAAUUCAUAGACAGACUAUGGAUGCAAAGACUGGUCAUCCAUGAUAUAAAAAUUAUAGUUUUAACCAUGUUAACAUUUUCUUUGUUUACAAAUGUUGAAGCAAAAUAAGCUUAUAGUUUAAGUUAUAUUGAGGUACGACAGUUGAACUAAGCUCAUGAGGCAUUUCUAAGUUAUAUUCUUCAAGAAUCAAUGGGUAUAUAUCAUGAAUUUAUAAGUCAAAAAAUGGAUUGAUUGCCCCUUUAACCAUUCGGAAUGAGUGCCUAAAUUUAAUGUUUUAACCCCAUCCCAAACCUUAACCCUUACCUUAACCAUUUUAAUGAGUGCCUAAACUUAUCCCUAAACUUCGAAUUUUGACGUUUGGAGAAAUGGAACGAUUCAGAGCAGCAGGAGUCAACCCAGGGUGUCAAAAACAUUUGGAGCAACUUUGAAAUAAGUGAGACUGUGAGAGCUUGUUGGUGAUAUUGUAAUGUGUGUACACGUUCGAAUGUCUCUCAGCCUAUCACACAAUGUUAUGCAAAUGAGUUGCUGUAUGUGAUGAUGCUGGGGAAUGCUGGGUCAGUUAGUUUUGGAGAGGCGCCGGUGUGCGUUGGGUAAGUGCUGCUUUGCACUGUGUUCAUCCAAAUAAACAACAACUUGAUUAUUUCAUGGGAAAUCAUUGUUCUGGACUGUUAAUGUUAGUCAAUAAACUACGUGUGAGUUUCGGUGGCCUUACAUAUCUCUGUUCUCUCACUCUGUCUUUGUUGUAUAGGGGCACUAACCCUUUCGCCACUGUCAAGCUGAAGCCCACGUCCACCGAUGACAGAUCUGCUCCACGGCUCCGUCGGUGA